This is a messenger RNA of Macaca mulatta (Rhesus monkey), 2166 nucleotides long. RefSeq names its product centromere protein L (gene CENPL). NCBI's taxonomy places the organism in Eukaryota, Metazoa, Chordata, Mammalia, Primates, Cercopithecidae. The record is from RefSeq and is a predicted model, not a curated record.
CAGAGCUGGGCUGGUCUCUGACAGGCUCAGCUGAAGAGGGACGGGUUGGGACGCACUGUCCUUUUGCCCUUCCCCCUUCGCCAGCAGAAGCUGACUCGGCAGGAGCGAGGGUCGCAGAGCUGGGGGAUUUCAGUCUCGACAUAGUUUUGGAGCCGGACUUUUGAAGAAUGAUUGAUGAAUCCGGAAUGGGUGACAGCGUCAUGACGGCAUUUUAUUGACAGACCAUGGAUUCUUAUGAUGUACCAGAGUCAACUCCUAGUGCAUCCUCAAGACCUGAAGAUUACUUUGUAGGUGCCACUCCUCUGCAAAAACGAUUAGAAUCAAUCAGGAAACAGACUUCAUUUAUCCCGACUCCACCUCGGAGGAAAGUUCCCCAGUGUUCACAGUUGCAGGAAGAUGUUGACCCUCAAAAGGUUGCAUUCCUUCUGCAUAAACAGUGGACUUUAUAUAGUUUAACUCCCUUAUAUAAAUUCUCCUAUAGUAAUCUCAAAGAAUAUUCUAGACUUCUGAAUGCUUUUAUUGUUGCUGAAAAGCAAAAAGGACUUGCUGUGGAAGUGGGAGAAGACUUCAACAUCAAAGUGAUUUUUUCUACUCUCCUAGGAAUGAAAGGAACACAAAGGGAUCCAGAAGCAUUUCUUGUCCAGAUUCUGUCAAAAUCUCAAUUGCCAUCUGAGAAUAGAGAAGGUAAAGUGUUGUGGACUGGCUGGUUCUGCUGUAUUUUUGGAGACAGUCUUCUGGAGACUGUUUCAGAAGAUUUCACCUGUCUGCCCUUAUUCCUUGCAAAUGGAGCAGAGUCUAACACAGCCAUAAUUGGAACUUGGUUUCAGAAAACCUUUGACUGUUAUUUCAGUCCUUUAACAAUCAAUGCAUUUAAUCUUUCCUGGAUGGCUGCCAUGUGGACUGCAUGCAAAGUGGACCAUUAUGUGGCUACUACUGAAUUUCUUUGGUCUGUACCCUGUAGCCCUCAAAGUCUGGACAUUUCUUAUGCAAUACAUCCAGAGGAUGCAAAAGCUCUAUGGGACAGCAUCCACAAAACACCUGGGGAGGUUACCCAGGAAGAAGUUGACCUAUUCAUGGACUGCCUUUAUUCACAUUUCCAUAGACAUUUCAAGAUUCAUUUAUCAGCCACAAGAUUGGUUCGUGUUUCAACAUCUGUAGCUUCAGCACAUACUGAUGGAAAAAUAAAGAUUCUGUGUCAUAAAUAUCUUAUCGGAGUGUUAGCAUACUUGACAGAACUGGCAGUUUUUCAAAUUGAGUGAAGCCUUAUGUGGACUAUAAGUUAUAGAUUAUAUACUCUUUUUCUUACUGAUGACUUGCCUAAUUGCUAUGCUGAAAGAGACUGCAGGAGACAUAGGCAUCUAUCUCUGCAUCUGUUUUCCCCACCAUGCCUUUGGAGUUGCCAAGAUGGAAGCCAAGAAGGAUCUAGAAGUACAAAGAAUAUGGUAGUAGAUGAGCCACAGCCAGGUGCCCAUGUACUAAUCAUGAUAACCUGGCAUGCCAGUCUCAAAAUGCUGAGUUGUUAAUUUCUUGUCAUCUUUAAAUAUAUAUAUAUAUAUAGGCUGGGCUUGGUGACUCACACCUGUAAUUCUAGCACUUUUGGAGGCUGAGGUGGGUGGAUCAUUUGAGGCCAGGAAUUCUAGACCAGCCUGGCCAACAUGGUGAAACCGCUGCUCUACUGAAAAUACAAAAAUUAGCUGGGUGUGGUGGCGCAUGCCUAUAAUCCCAGCUACUGGGGAGGCUGAGGCAGGAGAAUCGUUUGAACCCAGAAGACAGGCUGCAGUGAGCCAAGAUUGCACCACUGCACUCCAGCCUGGGCAACAAAGUGAGACUCUGCCUCAAAAAAUAAAAAAAAUAAAGUAAAUAAAUAUAGUGUUUAUUGUGUUUAAACUCUUAGGAUUCAAAUGAGAUAUAUCUAAUGGAUAUUUCUGAUUUGAGUCUUUAAAACCUUUAAUCUCUUUUAAGCAUUUUAGACUUGCAUUCAGAAAGAAUUCUGUCUUCUAAAGACAUUUUCCUAGCAUUUCACUGCAGAGAACUGGCAAUCAAAAUCCCCUCAAAAGGGAACUAAGGAUUAAUGUACACAUUUUUUUUAGUCACUAAUAUGCUUCUGUUUUAAAUACAGUUCAACUCCUGUUGCAAUGUUGAAUUAAAUGUUCGUUUUAAAGUGAA